AUGGCAAGCCGAUCGCUUAAGCCGGCGUCAUACUUGGCCGCCGCCGGCAACCGCAGCCCCAGUCCUAAUCGAAGCAAUUCUCGUCCGCGUCCACGCCCGCGGUUCUCGAGGACGGCCAGCACCACCAGCACGGCGAGCACGAACAGCGAGGAUCACAUCUUUGCCAUGUUGAAGGGCCUGCAUCUGGACAGCGAGGUGCCGUCGCGAUCAACCACGCCGGUCCAGUCGUCGCCCACGUUCCCUCCCCCGUCCGACCCCAACACCACCCCCGGACGCAAGCGAAGCCAACCCAUUGCUAUUGAGAUGCCAAUAUCCCGAGGAACAGCUGCCUAUACCCCGUUGAGCGCGCGCGGAGAUCUGCCUGGAGGAUACUUCCCGCACCACGGCCACGACGAAAACACCAGGCACUACCGCCCACACCCCUUCUCCAACAACUUUGCCCCGUCCUUCAAAGAAGAUCAUUCGACGAGAAUGCCAUCGUCCUUCGCGCCCUCUUCCUUCGCGCCCUCUUCCUCUGACACCACCCCCAUAGCAAUCAGCAUGCUCUCCGGCCAGUUCUCCCCCUCCAUCCCCGAGACCCUGCGCAUCCCCAAGGGAAAGUACUAUCCCUCCAACUACCAGUCGCCCAACCCCUCCGAAAUCUCAACACCCCCGUCCUCCCUCCCCCGCAUCUCUCUCCCACCCACCAAUCUCUCUCUGCCACCCACGUCGUCCAAACGCGCCAGCAAAGAUCGCGCCGGCCACGAACGCACGUCCUCGGACGUCAAGCGCAAGCUGCAGCAAUACCAACGAGACAUGAUUGCCCAGGCCCAGGAAACGGCUUCCACACUGCGGGCUACGACGUCCAAGGAGCCACUCAGUCCGCGCUUACUGCCGGUGGGAAGCCCGGGCCCCAUCACGCCGUUUGAGCUCGAGGAGGCGGAUGGGUAUCUGGUUGCGGGGAAUGCGGCCGUGAGGAAGGAGAAUGAGAGACAGAUCCAGAUGAUGCUUGACGAGCCCUAUGGAGUUAAGGGUUCCCGCAUGUAG
Messenger RNA from Drepanopeziza brunnea f. sp. 'multigermtubi' MB_m1, 1026 nucleotides. RefSeq lists its product as uncharacterized. NCBI's taxonomy places the organism in Eukaryota, Fungi, Ascomycota, Leotiomycetes, Helotiales, Drepanopezizaceae. The record is from RefSeq and is a predicted model, not a curated record.